Molecule: messenger RNA, 1500 nt
Organism: Lottia gigantea (owl limpet)
Lineage: Eukaryota; Metazoa; Mollusca; Gastropoda; Lottiidae
Exons: 5
Coding region: 1-1500 (499 amino acids)
Source: RefSeq, a predicted model, not a curated record
AUGUGGCAGAUGAGUUCAGCAGGCACUAUUCCAGUGUCACAACUGUUACAGUUAAAAGAUGAUGAGUUUGAUACCACUAUUAAAGAUAUGGGACAGAGGAAUCUCAUGGAAGCCAUUACAGGACUGCAGAAAGAGAUGGCCAAAGAACAGGAAAAUUUUAACUCCAUGUCAGAAGAGUUGAAAGGAUUCAGGGAUCGUAACUCUCGUCAAUAUAAACAAAUAUCAAAAGACUUGAUGGCUUCACAAACUAGAUUAACAUCUCUUAUGAAUAAAAGCAUGAAAUGUUUUGCCCAGCAAAAUCUGCAGCAGGGCAAAGAUGGCAUCACUGUGAAAAGACGGAAUUCGGCAAAAGGCACAAAUCCAAAUUCACCCACAAAGAUUGUACAACGUAGCCAAUCGAUGUACAUCCCACAAGAACCGAACCUCACCCUCAAAACAGUUGCACCACCUGAACCCAGCACAAUCCGAACAGGAUCGAAUCAAAACAUCAAUAGAAUAUCUGUAGUCAAUUCCAACCUGAAAAAUACCCACAAUCCAAGCAGUAAAUCAACUAGUAAUAUUAUUAGAGUUACAAACCCUAAUAAACCCUUUAAAAUUUCACACAAUUUCUCCCCAGUGAGUUCCCCUUCAAACCCACUUUCACAAAAUUUGAAUAACUCUUCUGUAAAGAAGUCAAUUUUGUUUAAUUCAAAACCGGAUGAAAUGAAAACUUCAAUAAGCAUUGCAUCUAAAAAUGCUGUAAUUACUUCCUCUCCUGCAAAUUCUUUGAGUGAGCAAUCGUAUACACAGAAUAAUUCUAAUAAUGAUGAAGCUGAAAAUUUAUCAAGUGUCAGAAGAUUGGCUCAAAGCUUUGGAAAUUCAAAACAACCCAAUGCUCCCCCAAGACCAAAUCGGUCCACAAUUUUAAAUCGUAAUUUUUCAAUAUCAAAUCAAAAUUUAUCUCACCCUCAAAAGGUAAAUGGAGUUCAGAGUUCACUUCAAAAUGGAGAUAUAAGCUCUCAACAACGAAAAGUAGUGCAGCAAUCUGUGAACAUUAGUGGGAAAAACAAUAUGGUUCAGUCACGACCAGUUUCUGUUUUGAAUUCAAGGGACACAACUCCUCAGAGACAAAAUGUUGAAUUGAUUCCCAAAGCUCAUAGUGUACAGAAUUUAACGUCAGAUUCUAAUGAUAAUGUGAAAACAACUUUAACUGUGUCUUUUGGCAACAAAAGUGAAAAUAAAUCAAAAGAUGUGCCAAAAACUGAUUUGAAAAACUCUGAAAAUCGUCACAGUUGGUUUGGACAAAAAGGAGAUUUGUUGAGUGAAAUUGAAUCUGGGAAGAUUGGAAACAAAUUGAAGCCAGUACCAAAAACAGAAACUAAAACAACCGUACCUGUAUCAAAUCAAACACAGAACAAUACAACAGUGAAUAGUUCAGUAACAAUUAAAACAGUAUCAUCAGCAGGUGCACAUGCUUUAAUAUCACAAUCUUCCCUAUUAGUCAUUGAUGUAGAAUAUUAA